CGUCCACUGGCUCAUCCUUGCGUUGUACUGAGACUUUACAGUGACUGACCCAUCAAACACUUUUUGAGGUUUUUGAGGCACCCUCCGCAAGAGCUCCCAAGAGACGGAACACUCGCACACUCUAACAAAGAGCACCGGCAACCGAAGCUGUAUGCAAGCAGAGCUCAAGCAGCGCUGAUGGUACCACUGCAGUAAAAGGCUUGUCUAGGAUGAAUGCCUUCCGCCACCACUGCUAGCUAGCUGGUUCUACUAACUCUACUACUAGUUAGCUCAUCGGAUACAUAGCUCAUCAAUCAAUCAAUCAAUCCAUUCACUGGACCAUGGUCGUCGACAAUAAUAAUGAUAGGAGUCGAGAUCGACGAGGCCGAAGCCGCAGUCCUGCCGCCCGAAGCACAAGUCCCCAACGGCGACCGCUUCGCAAAACCCAGAGCACUCCAGUGACAACGCCAUCAUCAGUCCCACAAAUGAAUGUCCCGACCACACCCAGCAGCAACACGGAGUUUUCAGCUUCCUUUCCCGACUUUGGAUCCUUGACGAGUGCCUUUCCACCACUGACGGAUGGCAGUGGAGCCUUUACCGCCGACGACUUUGAACUGUUUGGACAUCAGAGCUUUCCCGCCACCAGCAAUCACAGCAAUAGCAAUAGCAAUAGCAAUAGCAAUAGCAAACAACGCCAACUGCCACUGCGAGCCCCGUCCCGUUCCAUCAACAAUCGCGACCGACGAGGACGCUCUCAUUCGCCACCGCGACGCACCGUCUCGCAGCCAACACACCCCAAGCAGUACUACUUUGCCGGCCACGACGACGACGAGGACGACGAGCCGACGGAACGGCGUUCCUGGGACGAGCAACAAUUGGAACAGUCACGACGCAAAAUGUCACUGCUGUUGGGAGAUGAAAACUUUCCGGCGGCCGAUGUCAGUGCCUUUCUGGGAGACUUUGCACUGUCCUCCAGUUCGGAACACAAAUCGCAACAAUCACAACAAGUGGUCGACUUUUUAGCGUUUGUCAGCACACCCGUGGCAGACUUUCCAGGAGUAGACUUGGCAGCCGCCGCCGCCAAGGCUAGUAGCAAGACUCCUCCACAGCAACCACAACAAGCCAAGAAUCAUUCAAAACAAGACAAGAACAAUACUAGCCCCAAGGGUUUUUCCAGAAUACGAAAACUCAUACAUAUAGGUGCUGCCGCUUCGGAACAUUCGUCACCGUCAUCACCGGAUGCACGAGAAAAGGGAGAGCUGGCCCAAGAGCAACUCAAAGAUCAUCAAAGACGGCAGCAGCUCCUGGCACAACCGGAAUCACAAGCGACAUCGGCCACUUCGGAAACAUCCGCCACUACUACCUCUUCCCCGUGGGACACGCAAUCCACCAUGAUUCCCAAGAAGAAGAAACGCAACAGCAUCCAAAAGUUACGAAACCUAGUACAGCCAUUGGCAGGAACCAAAAAGUUUCAUGCCAUGGAAUCCAUGGGAGAAGAUAGUUUUCUUUCAAAUUCGUUGGAUCUAUUCUUGGAACAAGGACAGUAUGCCCAUGAAACAACAACAACAACCAUGGUCCGACCGGUACAACUACAACUCUAUCCAGCCACAACAUCCGCGGAACCGCUACUACCCACAGAAGCAGAACUCCACACAAGCACGACGAGCAGUAGUACUAGUAGUACAAUGAGGAAGAAGAAACUUCCCCGCAAACAUCAGCGAAAGCAACAAGAAGCACCACCACCCAAACCACCCACCACUACCGCCACCAAACAAAGUAGCAGCAGCACCACCACCACCACAAAAUCCAAAACCAAGAAAAGCCACAAGAAACAACCACCAGCCAAUGGCAAGUCGUAUUCCGACUUGCCACCGCUCCAGGCAUUCCAGUCACAAGGCACCGACACCACGGCCAGUACUAGUAGUACCACAGCAACUACUACAACAACGGCACAGCAGCAGCCCAUGGAAGAUGUCUCGGACAUGAGUCUCAGUUUGUCCGAUCUGCAACGAUCGCGAUUCAUGGAACAAGGCAGCUCGACGAGUACCGCCACCACCGCUCCAUCAUCGUCGUCCAUGUUGUCCUCGUCUCGUUCCACUGCCGCCAGCAAUCGGUCUAGUAAACGACCUGUCGUGGCGGACUCGAGUUUGGACCAACCCGUCUAUGCCCCGGCAUCGGCCUUGUACCAUCGACAACAACAACAACAACAAGCAGCAACGACUACUACCGAGCAGGAGGAUUCACAACAACACCGGUCGUCCACCGCCACCAUGUUGGACUCUCUGGCACUCGAUACGGUACACGAAACGUUGAAUGAAGAAUCCACCACCUCGAGACAUUCCACCGCCACCAAUUUCAGUUUCAUAGUGACGUCGUCGCCCAUGGUGCUACGAGGCAGUCCGCCAUCGUCUUUUUCGUCCAAACAUUCGGGCAUUCCAGAAGAUAGUCCCAUGACGACGCUCGUAAUGAUUGAGAAUCCGCCGUUUGCCGACAACAAUGAUAAUGACGACAAGCCACAACAACAGCCUUCAAAUGCAAAGCAUACAGAUGACAAUAAGGGAAAGCGACGGGAAAAGAAAGCAACCACCACGGCUAGUAGCAAGAACGGGGAAAAGAAAUCUAGCACAACCAAAAACGACGACAAGAAUGACGACGACGAUGGCAAGUCCAGGGGUAGCCGUAAAUCCACCAAGAGCCGAAAGAAGAGAUCUUCUCUCGAAAGCAGCAGUGCCACGACGACAACACGGAGAAAAGAAAAGACCACCACCAACAAGAGCCGCGGGGAAGACGUUGCCAACCGACGUCCUGAUCGUCAUUCUACUGCUACCGGUGCAUGCCAAGAAGUUGAUGACAACAAACAACAACAACGACGACGUAGGUCUAUUGUGGAUGGCGAUGCCUCUGUGGAGAAGCAGUCCCGAUCCAUGAAUGACGUUCAGUCGACAUCUCGACGACGCCGACGCGAUAGCAUGGGCAGCAGCAGCAGGAGUAGUAACCACCACAAGUCGGAUCGCCACCUUCGCUCUGCAGCAGCAACCGAGCACGAAAAAAAGAAGAGAAUGUCGUCCAUCACUGCUCCGUGUUGGGAGGAAAGUUACCAACGAGGAGACAGUACUGUUGGCAGCAGCGUUCGAAGGGAGAGGAGCGGCGCCUACGAAGAUCACCACCGCUCCAACCGGUACCCGGAAGAGCACCAUUGGGAAGAUCAUGGUCCUUUUGCAGGAUACACGGAGGAUGCCGAAAUGGCCUUUUUUCGAUACCUGCAACGCCGAAUGAUAGAACGCCACGGCGGCGGCGGAAGUGUUGGACCAUCGACAAGACAACCGUUUCCCUUUUCCGAUCACGUUGGAGGAUACUGCUAUCCUGGCCCUCCUCAGAGAAGAGACAUGCCGUCACAACGCCCUUGCAGCGACCGCUUGUUUUGGUCGCCAUACCCCGACGAAAGGGAUUAUGCCAUUCCACACGGAGCUCACAACAGGAUGGUGGACGGGUUUCCCAAGCGUGGGGUACGUCGUCGUCACAGCCUCAGCAGUGGCCACUCUCGAGAUUCCAUUGUCGACGAGAUCAGUCAUGCCAUGGAACGAGAGUACAGGGUCAGCACGUGUGGACGCUGUGGACAUGUCGUCAGCCGGUGCCAUUGCCAAGCACAUCAUCGUACUGUGGACUCGUUCAUUGGUGACCAUGAUGAUGCGGACAGUCGCAGCCACCAUUCACGGGGAAUGCAACAGAAACGCCAGGCUCGAUUGGCGUCGUCCUCUGGUAGUGCUGCGAAGAGUGUCUCCUUGUUUGAUACCUUUGGAAUCAAAAAAUUGGACACGUCGGAUUCCAGGGCAAAGAUUCGUCCCAGGCUGGACGAAGAGGUGCAUUCGAAUUCCCUGCCUUCGCUGGGAAGCGUUCCACUGUAUCACCGACCCAAUGGAUUUGACGUCAAUGAAAGGCUCUAUUCCACUCGUAAUGAAAAAGUCGAUGUUGUGGCGAAAGACACGCAUCUUCAUCGUGGUCGGAGAAUUCGCGGCCAUCAUGCAAUGGUGAAAACGCCGCCCACGGCAAAGAAGGGAGGGAAUGAUGAGGAUUGUUCGCUCCGAUAUCCGCCGCGAAUGUUAAGCCCCAGCUCAUCGGGUAGGACAAUCGAAAGAUCCUAUCCUGAUGACGAGUCUCUCGUCUCCUUUGCAAUAUGA
Messenger RNA from Seminavis robusta, 4157 nucleotides. NCBI's taxonomy places the organism in Eukaryota, Bacillariophyta, Bacillariophyceae, Naviculales, Naviculaceae. The record is from the annotation of a GenBank genome assembly.